GUCCUCAACUGCCGAGAGUCCUCAGCAUUGAGUGAGAACAUUUCAACUGAGGAGAAGUUUGGGCGAACGUACCCAGCCGCAUCGCUGCCCACUCACCAAUACAGUGGCGGGCUACUGUAUCAGCGUUUUGGCUCUUUUUGACUUUUAGGCACGCAGGCUUGACUAUGGAGGUAGACCGGGUAUUUUUGUGCGUGCUGUCCGUGUUUGUUGCUCUAGUCUCGGAGAGGUUUGUGGUGCUGGCUGCCUUCUCUCAGUCUCUGGACAGCGACUUCACAUUCACUCUACCCGCCGGUCGAAAGGAGUGUUUCUACCAGACGAUGAAGAAAGACGCCUCACUGGAGAUUGAAUAUCAGGUAUUAGACGGUGCAGGUCUUGAUGUAGAUUUCUUCAUCUCCUCUCCCUCUGGCCAAGUGCUGUUCAGUGACUACCACAAGUCAGACGGGGUGCACACUGUUGAAACUGAGGAUGGAGACUACAUGUUCUGCUUCGACAACACAUUCAGUGCUGUCUCUGAGAAGAUCAUCUUCUUUGAGUUGAUCCUGGACAACAUGGAUACCGAUGAAGACCCAGAUGACUGGAAGGAGUAUGUUCAUGGAACAGACAUGCUGGACAUGAAGCUGGAAGACAUUAUGGACACCAUCAACAGUGUGAAGGCCCGGCUGGGCAAAAGUGUACAGAUCCAGACGGUGCUGCGGGCGUUUGAGGCUCGUGACAGAAACCUCCAGGAGAGUAACUUUGACAGGGUGAACUUUUGGUCGGUGAUUAAUCUCAUUGUUAUGCUGUUGGUAUCAGCGGUUCAGGUGUACCUAGUCCGCUCCCUGUUUGAAGAUAAAAGGAAAAUUCGUACAUAACGCAACCCCAAAUGGCGGGAGAAAGAGAGAAACUAACGCACUUGCCCACAGAUACCUUUGGGAUUUUUUUAAGCUGAUCUCCCGGCUUGUGACUCUUAUCACAAGAGGUUGUCUAUAUACAUACAUAUGCAUGCACACAAAGACAUAUUGUCAUUCCUUAUAAAAAAUUUGACACAACUGUUGCUCUGGUCUUCAGUCCACUGGAGUUUGAGGGACAGUAGGAGUCCCUGGUUUGGAGCAGGAACUUAUAACUGUGAGCCCAUCUACUUUGUAACCUCAGUCUCCUUACGACAGGAAAGUCUCUUUGUCUCUCUUUAAAAUUUGUAUAUUGUUUUAUAGUCCUUCUUCGUUGCUGUAAAUCUUCAAAGAAAGUGACAAAACCGGCACGUUUAUGAUGUGACUAUUUUUCUAACAGAGCCUAAAGUUAUAAGGUCAGUGGCCAAUUGCAAAAAUGUCCUUUUUUCUCUGGACAUGUUUUUAUCUGAGUGUUAAGUUGAACUAAAUGAAGAAAGGGUAUGGUGUCUGAAGAAUUUGAUUUAUUUCUGCCAAACAGGAGUGGAAAGUGCAACCAGUCUGUCAGCAUGUCUUCCCAUACAUUAGCUACUCUCAAAAUGUACCUUUUGUAUUUCAAUAAGAUGCCUUAGUAGUUUGUAUUUCGCUGCCAGCCUUUUGCCAGUCUGUGAGGCCUUUGAAUAUUUCUCCCAUUGUCAUGAACAUUUAUGUUGUCUAACAGAAAAUCAGUCACACUUUACCUUUUGUGCCAGUACUGAAAAGACAGGUCUUUAGGUAGGGUUACUUUGCUAAUGCUACUCUUUGGCACCCAUCGGACCAUGUAGUAGGAAAAACAGAAAUGGGCCACCUCCAAAUCUCUACCCGACCCUAAGACUUCUGCCCUGCUGUCCUCUGCCAUGACUUGUGGACUUGUGGCCUAAAUGGCUGCCAGCUCCGCUACCCUCCGCUGUGAAGCCUCAUGGCUGCUGGCGGGUAUCUGCUUACAGCCACCUACUGCGUGAAGGCGUUGAGCCUGCCUGUCUCUGUGGUGACAGAAGUCUAUUUCUAUCUUACUGGCAUCUGCAAGGUCAUUACCACUACAACAUGGGUGCAGUGCUCAGUUAUUAUGCACAAGCCAGUCACUGCCUUGGCUACAUCAGCAUUCAUUUUGAAUGCUACGGUCUGUGUAUUUAAUCUGACAUUCACUUUUUAUUAGCCAACAUUACAGACUAACAUCCGAUCAUUGCACUGUCGCUGAUGCCACAGAACAACAUAUUUCUUUUUUGUUUUCAUAUUCUUAGAACAUAAUUUAAGUUUGGGCCCAGCAUCGGGGCCCAGCAGAAACGGGUCCAUAACUUGUCCUGAUAUGUGGCUGAAAGAGCACUGUUCAAGAGGUUUUUAUCUCAGUGGUUGGUUGUAUACUAUUAAGAUGCUAUGGUGACCUGCGAUUACGGUAGCUGAGAGUAUUUCUUUUGGUAUUUACUGAGCUACACAGUUGAAACCAGGUUGCUAUUUUAACAGCCCUAUGUUGAACGUGCCGUAAAACUGAACUUUGAGCAGUCUUAAUUGUUUUAAAAUGAAAGGGUUUUGCCAUACAGUAUGUGUGUAUAUCACAGUGAGUAUUGAGGGUGCCUGCAAUAACACACAGGAUGUGUGGCUGUAAGAAAUGGUCAUCCUCUGCCUCAAUUUCACUGUUUAUUAUCCUCUUUGCCCAACUGAACUCACUGUGGUAUCCAGUGUUUAAUUGAAGUACUGAAUGUUGAUGGAUUCGUUAUAUAAAGUUACAGUUGAAACUGGUUUCUGUUUCAUUUUAAAGUGCUUUAGAGUUCUACAAAAAUAAAAGACUGUUAAUCUAUUAAAGACUAACAUUUUGAUGAAUAUGUGUUUAUGUUACUGGAUAGGAGAAUGUUAAAAAUUAUUUUCAAAGACAGUUUGGCUGUUGUAUCAGUAACUUUACUACCCUCAUGGAGCUGUGGGGAAGAGUGAAUGUGACGUUAAAUGGUAUUUAUUCAACUAAUGAUCUCGAGUUGUAAAUGUGUAAAUUAAACAAUCAUGCAUUUUUCUGA
Molecule: messenger RNA, 2908 nt
Organism: Xiphias gladius (swordfish)
Lineage: Eukaryota; Metazoa; Chordata; Actinopteri; Istiophoriformes; Xiphiidae
Gene: tmed5
Product: transmembrane p24 trafficking protein 5
Exons: 4
Coding region: 165-851 (228 amino acids)
Biological process (GO): endoplasmic reticulum to Golgi vesicle-mediated transport; Golgi organization; intracellular protein transport
Cellular component (GO): COPII-coated ER to Golgi transport vesicle; Golgi apparatus; endoplasmic reticulum-Golgi intermediate compartment
Source: RefSeq, a predicted model, not a curated record